AUGGUUGAGUUUAUGGUGGAACAUCCCGAACUGGCUAAAGGACACAUUAACUCCCCAGAAGCAAGAAGCAAAUCACGGCAUUUAUGGGAAAGAUUAACGCAAGCACUGAAUUCUGCAUGUUUUCCUACACGCGAUACAAAUGGAUGGAAAAAAGUGUGGGCAGACUACAAAAACCAUAUAAAGGUCAAGUGCAAGCGUAACAAAAUCGGCAUUUCUGGAACCGGCGGAGGACCUAGUAGUUACUGCGCACUUACACCACAAGAACAGGAAGUUUGUGAUCUCCUUGCUAUAAAUGUAUCCGUCCAUGGUAUGAGUGGAAGAAAAGAUUUUGGUGCGUCAACACCAACAAACACUGGGCCAUCAACAAGCCUAGCCGAAAUUAUUGCUGAAAAUGAUAAUGUGGAAGAAAAUGUUCAUGUAAUGGAUGAUUCAAUUGAGACGGAGGAGCAUAACGUCGAAAAUUUAAAUGUUAAUACUUCCCAUAGACCUAGAAGAAAUGAACGUUUAAGCAGCAAAGAAAGCUUGAUAAAAAAACAAGUUGAAAAUCAAAUAGCUUUCCAAGAAAAUUCGUUGAAAGUUUUAAAGGAUAUUGAUAUCAACCAACAAAAUAAUAAUAAAUUUCUAGAAGAAAUCAGACUGGAUAUAGCUGACAUUAAAAGAUAUUCAAAGAGAAAAUGUGACAUAGAAGAACGCAAGCUGAAGCUUGCAAAAGAAAAGUUUGAAUUCAAAAAGAAAAUUGAAUUGGAAAAAACCAAGAGGAAAAUAGUUCACCUUGAAUUAAAAAAACAAAUGUUUGAUUUAGAAUCUGCAAAAUAUAAUAAAAUGUCUAAAUAA
Calliphora vicina (urban bluebottle blowfly) is the source of this 834-nucleotide messenger RNA. RefSeq lists its product as uncharacterized. NCBI's taxonomy places the organism in Eukaryota, Metazoa, Arthropoda, Insecta, Diptera, Calliphoridae. The record is from RefSeq and is a predicted model, not a curated record. The coding region runs from base 1 to 834 and encodes 277 amino acids. The transcript has a single exon.